This is a messenger RNA of Mercenaria mercenaria, 498 nucleotides long. Its product is annotated as ephrin-B2-like. The transcript has a single exon. Lineage: Eukaryota; Metazoa; Mollusca; Bivalvia; Venerida; Veneridae. Gene Ontology annotation, biological process: axon guidance; ephrin receptor signaling pathway. Gene Ontology annotation, cellular component: plasma membrane. The record is from RefSeq and is a predicted model, not a curated record. Gene Ontology annotation, molecular function: ephrin receptor binding. Bases 1 to 498 code for a protein of 165 amino acids.
AUGACCCAGGAUAUGAUGCAUGUUUGGAUUUUAUCUUUGUGCGUGUGGACCACUGUGUUAGUAUUUGUAUUGGGAAAAGAUGAAAAUUCCCAAAGUUCUAUAAAUUUAUGGUGGAAUAGCUCAAACCCAAUGUUUAUGACUGGUGGUGCAAAACUCAAAGUGGUCAUAUAUACCACUCUUGACAUAAUAUGUCCUUAUACACCGGAUACUACAGAAUACGAGUACUUCACGCUGUAUAUGGUAUCAGAAGAAGGAUUUCGGGACUGUGUUUUUGCUGAAGGUAGCAUACCUGUGGUUAUCUGUAGUACUCCUGACAGACCAAAGCGAUAUACUCUUUUGUUUGAGCCAUUCAGUUCUCUUCCCGAUAUUAUGGAAUUUAGUUAUAACAAAAGUUAUUACGUUGCAACGUUCUCAUCGGAAAGCAAGGAUGAUCUGAAUACGGAUAGGCGCUUGUGCAGCGAACAAAACAUGAAACUCAACCUUACUGUUGUCCCAUAA